Molecule: messenger RNA, 318 nt
Organism: Dentiscutata heterogama
Lineage: Eukaryota; Fungi; Glomeromycota; Glomeromycetes; Diversisporales; Gigasporaceae
Source: the annotation of a GenBank genome assembly
GCCAAAUCAUCUGCUUUUUACACCUUAGUAAAAUCAAAUAAGACUACAUAUGUAGAGUUACUUGAACUAUCAAAGAAACUCAUCGAUUAUGCUAUUAAGAUCAAUUUGAAACAAGAUUUAUUGAAUACAUUUAAGAUAUUAAUUCACAAUGCUCAGAAUGGUAAUCAAGAAAAAAAAAUUUACUUAUCUAAUACUUUUAAUCAAGAAGAAAAAAAUUACUUAUCUAAUAUUUUCAAUUCUGCUAUUAUUAAACAUAAAAGUCAUCCUCCAAAAAGACUUAAAGCUAGUAUUAAAAACAACAUAUAUAAGGAUAAGUGA